Molecule: messenger RNA, 518 nt
Organism: Dromiciops gliroides (monito del monte)
Lineage: Eukaryota; Metazoa; Chordata; Mammalia; Microbiotheria; Microbiotheriidae
Gene: SLIRP
Product: SRA stem-loop interacting RNA binding protein
Exons: 4
Coding region: 149-469 (106 amino acids)
Molecular function (GO): RNA binding
Source: RefSeq, a predicted model, not a curated record
CUUCCCCAUCGUUCCCAUCAUUCCCCGAAAGGGCUCUUGACCCGGAAGGACAUCGCCGGCUCCACUUCCGGAAUACUGAUUUCCUCACCUUGGGAGCGGUGAGCGUGUGGCCGCCGGGUCUCGCAUACACGAGCUGCAGGCUUCCCCCAUGGCGGCCGAGAUGUCUUUGCGUUCACCCGCGGUGCGACAUUUGGCCACGAUCUUUGUCAACCGCAUUCCCUGGACGGCGGCCGCUAAUGAGAUCAAAGAACACUUCAGUCAAUUUGGCACUGUGAAAAGAUGUUUCCUACCAUUUGAAAAAGAAACAGGCUUUCAUAAAGGUUUUUGUUGGGUUGGAUUUUCUUCAGAAGAAGAACUUCAAAGGGCAUUACAUCAAGAAAGUCAUGUCAUUGAUGGAGUCAAAGUCUAUGUUCACCGCCAAAAACACAGACCUCAAGAUAUGAGGGAGCAGAACAACGAUCUGAAUUAGUAUAAAUGUAUUGAUAAAUUAUGAAAUAAAAACAUUAUGCUACGGAAAA